CAGGAAGGCGGUCUGUUUACUCAAAGAGAUCAUGCUUUACUCUGCAGCACUGAGCUUUGUGUUGAUACUCACAGCCGUGGAAGCUGCAACAAACAAGAGAGUGAACUAUGACUACUACAAAUACCACUCCAUGCCAGAGAUCUCCAAAUGGAUGACUCAGAUAGCACAAGAUUACCCUGAUGUUGUGACCAUCAUAGAUUUUGGACAAACCUACGAAAAUAGGACAAUGAGCUUGCUUAAGAUUGGUCUGAACACUGGAGAGAAAAAAAAAGCAAUCUGGAUGGACUGUGGUAUACACGCCAGGGAAUGGAUCGCCCCGGCCUUCUGUCAGUACUUUGUCAGACAGAUUCUGCAGACAUACAAAACAGACCCAAAAAUGGAAGAGAUGAUGAAGAAGAUGGACUUCUAUGUCACACCGGUGCUCAACGUGGACGGCUACAUCUACUCCUGGAAGGACAACACAACUCGACUGUGGAGGAAGAACAGAUCUCCAGGACCCUCAGACUGCAACUGUAAUGGCACCGAUCUCAACCGCAACUUUGACGCCAACUGGGGCACGCUCGGGGUGUCGAGUAACUGCUGCUCAAACAUCUACUGUGGGAGCGAACGCGUGUCUGAGCCCGAGGCCCAGGCUGUGGCUGAAUUUGUCGGCAGCCGGAAGGACGACUUCCUGUGUUUCCUCACCAUCCACUCCUACGGCCAGCUGCUCUUGAUUCCCUAUGGAAACCCUAACUUCAUCGCCCCCAACCAUGACGAGCUGAUGAAGGUGGGUCUGGCUGCAGCAGACGCUAUAAGGGCGGUCCACGGGAAGAACUAUAGAGUGGGGACCUCACCGACUGUAUUGUACCCUAACUCUGGUUCAUCCAGAGACUGGGCUCGGCAGCAGGGGAUCCCCUUCGCCUAUACCUUCGAGCUCAGAGACAACGGGACAUUCGGCUUCCAGCUCCCAGAGGAUCAGAUCCAGCCGACCUGCGAGGAAGCCUACAGUGGAGCCCUGCACAUCGUCACCUACGUCCACGACAAGACUUUUAACCGCUGCUGCAGCCCUGUGGACUGACCUCUUAGCAGUGGGCGUCACCAGUGCAACCAUGUGAAAUUGGACAACUCAUCCUGCACAUAAGUUCGCCUACAAAUGUUUUUUGUCUUUGUAAAUUAUGAAAAAGUAUCUGAUAAACUAUUCCUGAUGCAUCCUCCUCCAUCUGAGUUUCUUGACAUACAAACAUUACCUGUCACUUAAAAACAACAAAGCCAUAAGAAUAAAAUAUUUUUAUGUAUUAUA
Molecule: messenger RNA, 1279 nt
Organism: Paralichthys olivaceus (Japanese flounder)
Lineage: Eukaryota; Metazoa; Chordata; Actinopteri; Pleuronectiformes; Paralichthyidae
Gene: cpo
Product: carboxypeptidase O
Biological process (GO): proteolysis
Molecular function (GO): zinc ion binding; metallocarboxypeptidase activity
Source: RefSeq, a predicted model, not a curated record